Molecule: messenger RNA, 582 nt
Organism: Episyrphus balteatus (marmalade hoverfly)
Lineage: Eukaryota; Metazoa; Arthropoda; Insecta; Diptera; Syrphidae
Product: general odorant-binding protein 99a-like
Exons: 2
Coding region: 102-545 (147 amino acids)
Biological process (GO): sensory perception of smell
Molecular function (GO): odorant binding
Source: RefSeq, a predicted model, not a curated record
UAAUAAAACUCACUUUCAUAAAACUCAGUGUUGUUCUGAAAAUUUGCUCAUUUCUCCUGAGAAGUUCAGUUCAUAAACAUUCUUACGAGUAUAUUAAAAAAAUGAGAUUAACUAUUGCAAUAAUUUUAAUGUUUGUCACUUUGGCAUCAACUAGUCCAAGACAUCGAAAUGAGUCUCGACGUGUUGAUAGUGAUACUGAACAAUAUAUACAGGAGUGUGGUGCUGAGUUAAAAAUUCCAUCUUCAGAAAUGACUAAAUACAGAACACCGGAUGGCGUACCUGAGGAUCGCAUAGGUCAAUGUUUUACCAAAUGCAUGUUUGAAAAAUUUGGCGUUUUCGAUAAAGAAAGUGGUUAUAAACUAGAACUAAUAAUGAAGAUGAUGUCCGAGAAUAAUCAUCCUUCUAUUCGCGAUAUGGCAUUUAUUGGUAUGAUUGAAAAGUGUGCUAAAGAAGCUAAUCUAAUAGAAAAUGUUUGUGAACGUGCUUACCAUGGAGCUAAGUGCUUUACUAGUGAAGCAUUCAGAAAGAAGAAUGCUGGAUCGUAAAUUAUUCAAUAAAAAUAAAAAAAAAAAUUAAGAAAAA